CGAACUGAUCAGACAGAUGUUAUUCAAUAUGCAAAUGCUGGACAGUUAUUGAUUGCACAAGUUCCUGCCGAUGCUAUUGUUCCUGGUUGUAUUGGUUCUUCGCUAAUUCGCUCGGCUGAGAUUGGUCAAAGAGCUAUUCUUCAACGCAUGGCAGAUGUAGAUAUGGUGGUGCUUAUGGGAAGUGAGAGUGCUCCAAGUAAGGAGAAAGAUAUGAUUGCUGGAUCAAAGGAACAAAUAUUAUAUAGCGCCCUAUCGAUGUAUAACAAUAACUUUCGGUUGAGAAAGCUGCCAAAAUUUUUGAAAGGUGGUUUUGAAAAUUGGCGUUUGUAUUAUCCAAUGCAUACAUCUACAAAGUCUGCUAUGCGAAAGAAAUUUGUGGAUAUUGCAAAUCGUACUGAAUUUGCUAGGGCUGUUGCUGAAUACAAAAAAGAUUUUGGGAUUGAUUCUUUAGAAUACCCUCAAUUACUGCCAACGAUUUAUCCUAAAACAAGUGGAUUGUCGAUGCCCCAUUCAAGUAUUUCUGAUAGUGUUGUGCAUCACAUGGGACAAUCUUCGUUUUAUUCCUCAAUGUUAAUGGAAUCUGCAGACAUUUCUGGCAGAUCUUCAAUAUCAUCCUUGUGCUCAACGCUUCCAGCAAAUGAUGGAUUACUUGACGUUAGGAUAAAUACUACAGAUAUAGUAAAUGAAUCAUUAGCUGUAAAUGAUUCAAACAUUACGGAGACUGCAGUUCCCUCGGUCUGCCGAAAUACGAUUAAAAAGUUGAAUUCUCAAAUUGAUGUUCCUGCACUUCAAUCUCACCAACCUCCUGUAAUUGAUCGAAGUAAAAAACCGCCUUCAGAGUUAUCUGCACAUAAGGAAAAAGCCUCGUCUGAGAAAUCUUUUCCAAUUAGACCGACUCAAACAGUCUCAAAACGAACUCCGGUUAAUGUUCCAGUCAUACCAGACAGACUACUGAAACCACAAUUACUUUCAAGGACUAAUAAAAUGGGAACAAUGGGUGUAAUAUCGUCAGUAUUUUCGGCGAUGAUGGAUUCUGCUUGGAGUGGAUUAUUCAGUGUUCUUCGUCCUCAGCAGUUUCUUGAGACGUUUGCCGCUGAAGUGAAUGCUUCUUUGGCUGAUGGUCAGCAACACGAUGCACAAGAAUUUCAGAUUUAUUUACUUGACGCACUACAUGAAGAUACGAAUCGAGUAGUGAAACGCGUAACAUUUGAACAGAAUUAUACUGGAGCAGAUUUGAAAUCAGAAGCAGCCGAUUAUAAUGAAAAAUUAAGAAGGUUUGCCUGCUCACCAAUCAGCGAUAUUUUUAAUUGUCAAACAGUAUCAAGUUUGCAAUGCAAUAAAUGCAAAAGACAAAGUGUUACAUUCGAAGAAUUGGCUCAACUGUCAAUUGAAGUGCCAAAUCGGAAUUCAACAAUUGAGGACUGUAUACGGAAUCAUUUUCAAGAUGUGGAGCUUGAUGGUUCAUGUAAAUGGCGCUGCCCUGAUUGUGAGUCUUUACAGACUGCAACUCGUAGAACAUUUUUAUGGAAGCUACCUCAAGUUUUGGUCAUACAUCUGAAACGUUUUACUUUUAUGGGAGAUAAUUGGCAAAAGAAUGAUGCGUACGUAACAUUCAACACGUUUCCACUAAAGUUGCAGACUGAAUAUUUCAGCUUGUAUGCUGUUGUUAACCACAGAGGAAGUUUGAAUAGCGGACAUUACACAGCAACAGUCCGUAAUCAAAUCACUAAACAGUGGCUACUCUUCGACGACGAUAUUGUUACACCAAUAGAUGUGGAUUCAAUAUGCUCGAAGUAUGCCUUUAUCUUAUAUUUUCAGAAAGAUUCUCUUUCGAAGAUCUUGUGA
Molecule: messenger RNA, 1845 nt
Organism: Acanthocheilonema viteae
Lineage: Eukaryota; Metazoa; Nematoda; Chromadorea; Rhabditida; Onchocercidae
Source: the annotation of a GenBank genome assembly